AUGGCUGAUAAUCAAAAACAAAAUAAACAACCCGAUUACGAGGUUCAAAAAACACAAUUGUCUGGUCAAUUGAAACGUAUACAACAAUUAUUAAAAAAUAAAACCGAACAAAACGCACAAUUACAAACAAAUUAUAAUGCUCUUCUUAAAAAGUUAACUAACUUAGCACCAGAUGUAAAUGCUGCUGUAAAAAAAGCAUUACAAGAGUCACAACCUUUAUUUGAAGAUGCUUUAAAAAAAUCAUUAGAAAAUUUAAAUAUAGCAAAAGAUAUUAAAGAUAUUAAAGAAGCUGUAGAUAAAAUUGAUAACGAAGAUUUAAAAAAAAUAAUUAAUGAAAAAACACAAUCAAUAGAAACUAAAAUUGAAAAUAUUAACAUUUCAGAAUUACCUAAACCACCUGAUGUUGAUUUAUCAGAACUUUUAAAAGAAGCACGAGAAAUACAAUGA
Racocetra persica is the source of this 447-nucleotide messenger RNA. NCBI's taxonomy places the organism in Eukaryota, Fungi, Glomeromycota, Glomeromycetes, Diversisporales, Gigasporaceae. The record is from the annotation of a GenBank genome assembly.